GGCGUUAGGGGUGUUUUCAGUUGAUGAAAUAUAAGCGAUGUCUGACGAUACUGCUGUUGGUAUUUCUCUUGAAUUUGCAAAAUGCAAAAACUCUAAUGACAGUUGUCAUGGCACUGUUGAAUUGGAUAGCGAUCAUGGCACUGACACCGUUGCUGCAACCGUUCUUCAAAACAAGAAAUGUAAGUCAAAUACAGACGACACUAUUCCAAACAGUAGUCACGAAAGCAACUAUGCCCAUCACUUUACUGGGAAACACACUGGAAGGAAAUACUGGCAGAUUGUGUCAGUGUUCAGCUCUUUCAUUGUCAACAUGUUUUAUGGUGGUCUGGCAGCCUCGUACGGUGUCAUGUACUCAUACAUGAAGGAGCCUCUGGGCGUCUCAGAGGAGGAGGUGACUUGGUUUGGAUCUCUCUUUGGCGGAUUUAUUGGGAUUGCAUCUAUUCUUGCGAUGGUAUGUGUUGAACAUUUCGGCGGUCGUCUUACCACUUUGGUCGGAGGUUUGCUGGCUGCCUCUGGCUUAAUCCUCGGCAGCCAGGUGAACGACCUGAACCUGAUGUACUGCACACUAGGAUUUCUGCCAGGUGCUGGUGUGUGCCUUGCCUAUAACGCGACUAUGGUUAAUGUCAACAACCAGUUUUCAAAAUGGCGGCCGUUAGCCGUGGGGAUAUCUGUAACGGGGAUAGCGAUAGGUGUGUUGGUAUUUCCACCAGUGUCAGCCGUUACUGCAGACGUGUUUGGAUGGCGGGGCACAUUUCUCAUCUAUGGAGCGCUGAUAUUACACUUCAUACCUUGUGCUGUGUGGAUAACUCCAAAAAAUAACACAGGUGAUUCUGACAGUAGAAGAGUCUCCCUGGGCCAGACGAUGGUCGAUUGUCUCCGGUUACUCAGGAGUCCAGAUGCAAUAUUUUUGGCCAUUGCUCACAUCUCCCUUGGCUUUGGCUACUACACAUUCGCCACCUUCAUUCCUGACUAUGUAACAACCUCACCAUACAGUAUGACAACAUCCGAAGCUUCUCUCAUAGUUUCAAGCUUGGGAUAUGGCAGCAUUGCUGGUCGUAUUAUAUUCUCUGGGAUUUCCAUGGCUUCUCACAAGGCGACAAACUAUAUAUUUAUCCUCUCAGUGUGCGUAUGUGGUCUCACUAACUUGCUCGUGCCACUUUGCAAAGAUUCCAUUGCAUUUUACACGAACGGUGUAGCGUAUGGAAUAGCUCUAGGAGGAUGGAAUGGCGUGCACACAAUUCUCUUAGUCAAACUGUUUGGACUUGAUAAUUUAUCGAAAUCAUUCAGCAUGUGUGUAAUGUGCCAAGGGAUAGGGAGCUUUGGAGGGGCUCCUUUGCAAGGCUAUUUUGCGACUUUAUUUGACAAAGAUAUGGCGUUCUACAGUGCCGGGACUUCCUUCAUCUUGACGGUGAUGUUCAUGGUGAUUAUAAUGCAACAUCAUUUGACACCGUGUCCAGUGAGGAGAAAGUCUUUCAAAGUUGUUGGCAGCGGUUUUGCUAACGUCGGUUUUAUCGCAGGCAGCUCAGACACUGUAGUCGCCUCAUGAACCCGAUGGUGAUAGUAAUGAGAAGACAAGACGUAUCAUCUAGCCGAACUCUACUGGGAAAGCCCUUUGAGAACAGCUGCAGUAUCCAGGAAUGUUCACUCACUCACCAGAAACCUCUCUAUUUAAACGUUUUCAACACAGGAGUAUCGUCAUUGAUUGGGGGGCUUUUGGUCAUAAACCUGUCAAUCAUUCUUCGUGUAUCAAACAGCAUAUGUGUUCCAGCUUAUUGCUUGUUUUGCUUGUGGAAAAGGUUAAUGCUCAUCCUGUCGCCAUAUCAAGCAUCUAUUACCUGUAGACAUGUGUACAUAUACUCUCACCUUUCGAUAAUGCUGUACCCAUACUAACACUGAUAAAAUUUCCGUAAGGGUUAUUUAUUACGCAUUGUAAGCCAUAUUAUAUGAGUGUCCGCUACAAAACAUUUGUUCAACAUGUGUGUCUGCCUGAUUUAGGGUAUAAUGUUAUUCUUAUUUUAAACGUGUUUGUCAAAUUUGUAAGAAACAUGAAUUAGUUUAAGCGUGAUGCCUGCAUUUACCUGGGAUGUGACUGAAAUAGUGAUGCUUUAAGGUCGCCAAAACAUGUGUAAUAUUAGCAAUACAAGCCUGAUCAAUCGUAGUAAGGGUAGGAUACUAGUAUAUGGAUGGACAACUUCUUUAUUACAAUUAGGAGAGACGUUUUGAUGUAGGUUCUAACACCGUUAUCAAGCAAGUGUACAGAGUAUGGUUGACAAGUAUAUAUACAGGAUAGGAGGGAGUGUUUAUACAGUUGAGUAGGUUUAAGAUGCAGUUACAGACAGACAGACAUAGUUUAUUACACUGCUGGAGUGGAGAAGCCUGUUAUGUACACAGAAGGGUAAACAUAUUGGCCGGUGAAGCCUAUAAUUAUGGACAAAAGGGUGAAGCCAGUAAUGAUCAAUCGUAUUCAGUAUAGCUUCAGCAUAACUUUAAGUACAAUCCCUUUACAUUAUGUUAUUGUGGUCAUGAGCGUUAUCACUACAGGUGCAUAAUCAGUUAAUUAUUGUCAUUGUUAGUAUUCAACUAAUAAAGUUAAUGUAUUGGUUCAAAUAAUAUAUUUGAUGUCGUAUGAAGUGUGUAUUUACAUGUGUUGAUAGGAUGAGUGUGUAUUGAGAGCCUAGGGUCAAGGGAAGAAUCACUAAAGGCCUGCGUGUUGCUAAACGGAAUCUGAGAUGGCGUUAUUAAAGUAUCAAACUUCUCUACCUUCUUAAAUUCGUACACGUCGUCAGUCGUUUGAGUUGAGGGAAGACGGACAAAAAGGAAGACUUGUUCGGAUUGUACUUAAUUUGUGUUGAUCUACGCUGUGAAAUGUCACUGGAAACCGUCCGAUCACACACACACACACACACACACACACACACACACACACGCACGCACGCGCGAUACAUACUUGUUCUCGAAUACACCCUUUUGCCGAGAAUGAAAUACCUUAGCCAAUGUCAUAGUCAAUGCAAUGUCUUCAGGCCCAAGCUACUGUCAUUAUUCACAGCAAUAACAAAAAGAACCUAUACCCUCUCAAAAUAGUAUUGUUACUGAAGCUUUACCCUUGUUUGAUGUUAGCGUUGUUUGAUCUACCGAACUAAAGACGCUUCAUCGAUUAGUCUACUUCCUUUAAGACUAAAGACAGACGUAUUAACUAUUCAGGUAAGAAAUUAACCCUUUUCAACCUGUUUUGUUGCUGUAUACGUAAUGAAGACAACAAAUGAGGUUUCGUCCAGCGAUGACAAAGAAACACCUCAUAGUCUUUCUGCUAAAUAACUUGUUAGGGUUUAGCAUUUAUGUAAUCAACUACUAAGCAUUAACUCAAUGACGAUGCUAUUAUCUUUACCAAACAAAUGUAAAUGUCAAAGAAAAUACAUUAUUUUCGUAGAACGGAUCGUAUGAUUGUGUUUUGAAUUUAGAAUGGAGUACAUGUUAGUUGAUAAUCAAUGAUAAAUAAACUUGUUCAUCACAGGUACAGGAGAAAUUCUCAAUGAAAAGUGCAAUAUGUUCUUAACACCUACAAGUACACGAACACGGCAGCGAGUAGAGCUGUCCUGAAUGUUUUAGUCCUUGAGUUAUCAGAGUUAUGGUCCUUUAUUAUGCACACGAACAUGGUAGGAUUCGUUUUUCCUGAUUUGUUUCUAAUCUACUUGUCACAUAGGGUCUAUGAAUGACAGAUUCCAAUUAGUUACGUGUAUACACCUUCCAUAUUGAUAGUCACGCACUUGAGAGGAGAGUCGAGUAUGAUAUCAACCACAACAGACUGGUUACGACCAGAUCGAGACUGACACAUCAACAUUUUACAGCAUUGGAAAAGCAUACCUUUUAAUAGAACAGAUGCAUGCCCACGACUAGG
Haliotis rufescens (red abalone) is the source of this 3895-nucleotide messenger RNA. Its product is annotated as monocarboxylate transporter 13-like. The transcript has 6 exons. The coding region runs from base 38 to 1546 and encodes 502 amino acids. The record is from RefSeq and is a predicted model, not a curated record. NCBI's taxonomy places the organism in Eukaryota, Metazoa, Mollusca, Gastropoda, Lepetellida, Haliotidae. Gene Ontology annotation, biological process: transmembrane transport; monocarboxylic acid transport. Gene Ontology annotation, molecular function: monocarboxylic acid transmembrane transporter activity.